UUAUUUUGAUUUCCAUUUGACAUUUCCUUGAUACACCGAAACCUUGCAAAUUGAAAACAGCCAUCACGUUAGCGUCCCAGCAGUUUACAUUUAACGCCACCAUGCCGUUGGCCGAUCUUCACAAAGAUCUAAGGCAACAGCAGCAAUUGGGCGUAACCACGGCCGCAAACAUACCCCCCUCCUCAUCGUCAUCCUCGUCGAAUCUCUGCAAUCUCAAUGAACAUGUGGGUCUGGCACGUAUGCAGAUUACUUCAUCCGGUUGCAGUAGCCUGGCGGUAACACCGAUGGAACACACGCCCACAGAUGAGGAGAGCACGGGCAUAACAACGGUUUCCAAUUGUCAGAGGCGCCAACAACAUCAGCACCACCAGCAACAGCUGGCCAUUGAUCCGCUGAGUUUACGCAUCGAAACCACACAGCUGCAGGCAGCUUUGGACAAACACCAGCAUCUGGAUGCCUCGUCAAAUGAUUUAAUGGACCUAAGUGAUUCCGAGUGCGGAAUGUCGGCGAGCGGUGGCGAUUGUGGCGAGCUGAGGGAAAACGAAUUUGACAUACGGGAGGUCAUCAAGGAAGGCCAUGACAAAGCAGAUCCUUCACAAUUCGAAUUACUUCGUGUUCUGGGCGAAGGUUCUUUCGGCAAAGUGUUUCUGGUGCGUAAAAUCAUUGGCAAAGAUGCGGGUACUCUGUACGCCAUGAAGGUCUUGAAGAAGGCCACCCUGAAGAUCAAGGACAGAGUGCGUAGCACAAACGAACGUAAAAUACUGGCCGAUGUGGGUCAUGCGUUCAUCGUUAAAUUGCACUAUGCCUUUCAGACACCGGGUAAACUAUAUCUGAUAUUGGAUUUUUUGCGGGGUGGUGACCUUUUCACCCGUCUCUCCAAAGAGGUAAUGUUUACCGAAGAAGAUGUGAAAUUCUAUUUGGCUGAAUUGGCAUUGGCCCUCAAUCAUCUACAUUCCCUGGGCAUAAUAUAUCGUGAUCUGAAACCGGAGAAUAUUCUGCUCGAUGAAAAUGGUCACAUUGCCCUGACUGAUUUUGGCCUGUCCAAACAACCCUUGGAUGGUUCGAAAACCUAUAGUUUUUGUGGCACCGUGGAAUACAUGGCACCAGAGAUUGUCAAUCGCAAGGGUCACGAUUUUGCUGCCGAUUGGUGGUCUUUCGGUGUCCUAAUGUAUGAAAUGUUAACCGGUAACCUACCAUUCCAUGGCCAAACUCGGCAAGAGACAAUGACACAAAUUCUCAGAUCUAAAUUGGGUAUGCCCGAAAAUCUAUCACCCGAAGCCCAAGCCCUGCUGAGGGCAUUGUUCAAACGCAAUCCCCAAAAUCGUUUGGGUGCCGGACCUAAUGGCAUUUUGGACAUUAAGGCCCAUUGUUUCUUUGCCACCAUCGACUGGGUACGUUUGGAACGUAAAGAGGUACGUCCACCCUUUAUACCUGCCGUGUCACGUGAUGAUGCCUUCUACUUUGAUGUGGAAUACACCUCAAAAUCGCCCAGAGACUCUCCAGGAGGACCCAUUUCCGCCUCAGCCCAUGAAAUAUUUCGUGGAUUCAGUUUUGUCGCACCCAUGCUGCUGGAACAAACCCUCAACAAUGAUGCACAAUCACCGCCCUCACCCUAUCUGCCAUGUCAAGAACCUGCACGCACACUGCCCGGUGUAUUGCCGGGCAAUUUUCACAAUGACUAUAACAUUCUCCAGGAAUUGGGUCGUGGUACAUUUUCGGUGUGUCGUCUAUGUGAACACAAAGCCUCCAAAAAACAUUUCGCUGUCAAGAUAAUUGAAAAGGCUGCCUAUAUGGCCAAUUCAUCAUCAUCCGAUUGUUGGGAAGAAGUUGAAAUUAUGUUGCGUUAUGGCAAUCAUCCAAAUAUUGUAACACUCUUCUCCGUCUAUGAGGAUACGUCGUCGGCCUAUUUGGUAAUGGAAUUGUUGAAGGGUGGCGAGCUGUUAGAUCGUAUUUUGGCUGUGGGACAAAUGUGUGAAAGUGAAGCCAGUGUUGUUCUGCGAACAAUGGUAUCUGCAGUGGCCUAUUUACAUGAACACGGUGUGGUGCAUCGUGAUUUAAAGCCAUCGAAUAUGAUUUAUGCCAGUAUGAAGCAAACGCCGGAGACAUUGAAACUCUGUGAUUUGGGUUUCGCCAAACAAUUGCGUGCCGACAAUGGUCUCCUGAUGACCCCCUGCUAUACAGCAAAUUUUGUUGCACCCGAAGUAUUAAAACGACAAGGUUACGAUUUGGCAUGUGAUAUAUGGUCGCUGGGAGUACUCCUGUACAUUAUGUUAUCGGGUCGGACACCAUUUGCCUCAACACCAAAUGAUUCACCCGGUGUGAUAUUAAAACGUAUUGGUUCGGGUCAUAUAGAUUUUUCGGCAGCGCGUUGGUCAAGCAUUUCGGCAUCGGUUAAAGAGCUAUUGGGACAAAUGUUACAUAUAGUACCAGAAAAUCGGCCAACAGCAGCACAAAUAUUACAACACCCCUGGUUGAAAGAACAAACAGCCGGAUCUGUACGUCUAACGGAAUAUUAUGUGCCCUCGCAACAGGAACAGGCAACAGCGACGGCAGCUGCGGCGGCGACUGUAACAAGUUUUGCCUGCAAUGCCAAUACGGCCCGUGAAGCAAAUGCUGCUUUACGUGGAGCCGUAGAUGCCACCUUCCGGGCUAUAGCAAUUCCACAGGCGGCCAAUGUGGGGCCGGUGGCCGAUUCAAUGUUGGCCAAACGACGUGCCAAAGAUCGUGCCAAUCUGAAGACGUAAUCGAAAAUGCAAAAUUGGGUAACAUUUUUCAUUGUCAAAUUGAAGCUUAACAUUUUGCGAUAAUUGUUUGUGGUCGAGGGAGAAGAAGCAGCAAAUGUGGCACUGG
This is a messenger RNA of Musca vetustissima, 2850 nucleotides long. RefSeq names its product ribosomal protein S6 kinase 2 beta (gene S6kII). Gene Ontology annotation, biological process: protein phosphorylation; intracellular signal transduction. Bases 102 to 2744 code for a protein of 880 amino acids. NCBI's taxonomy places the organism in Eukaryota, Metazoa, Arthropoda, Insecta, Diptera, Muscidae. The record is from RefSeq and is a predicted model, not a curated record. The transcript has 2 exons. Gene Ontology annotation, molecular function: ribosomal protein S6 kinase activity; ATP binding; magnesium ion binding.